Molecule: messenger RNA, 2364 nt
Organism: Aspergillus aculeatinus CBS 121060
Lineage: Eukaryota; Fungi; Ascomycota; Eurotiomycetes; Eurotiales; Aspergillaceae
Product: glycoside hydrolase
Exons: 10
Coding region: 1-2364 (787 amino acids)
Biological process (GO): carbohydrate metabolic process
Molecular function (GO): hydrolase activity, hydrolyzing O-glycosyl compounds
Source: RefSeq, a predicted model, not a curated record
AUGAGGCUCACACUACUGGCGCUUGUGGCUACAGCCGUGCGUGGCGUGUCGCAGGCGGGAACCUCGACGUCGUCCAGCCAAGUUUCUCCUCAAGAAUCCCCAGCAACUAAGUCCGCUCGAGCACUAUAUCAGGAUCCAAAUCUGGAAACAGCUGUCCGAGUGCAAGAUCUUCUCUCUCAAAUGACCCUGAGGGAGAAGAUGGCUCAGCUCAUGCAAGGGGAGCUAAAUAGUUUUGUUGACUUCGAGACGGAGUAUAUCAAUGAAACAUCCAUGAGAAAUCACAUGUUCAAUCAUACUGGCAUGCUGCGAGUCAGCUACCCGCGCACUACACUUGAGCUGGCCCACCGCGGGGCCAAGAGUGUACAGGACUGGAUCAUGAAUGCAUCAAGGUUGUCUAUUCCGGCGAUCGUGCAAGCUGAAGGGCUUCAUGGUCUUGGACUUCCAAACGCUACUAUAUUCACUUCUCCCAUCGGGCUUGGGGCAUCCUGGGAUGUUGAGCUGAUGGAGCAUGUUGCUGAAACGAUCGGUAAAGAGGGUCGCGCAGUGGGCAUCACACAAUAUUUUGCCCCCUCAUUAGAUCUUGCCAGGGACCCGAGGCACGGCAGGGCAAAAUCUUUCUCCGAGGAUCCAUACUUAGCCGGAGAGUUUGGAGCAGCAUUUGUGCGGGGUCUCUGGAAGUCCAAGGUUGCAUCCUUUACCAAGCACUUCGCGGGCUAUACAAACUCAGAGCAGGGAAUCUACAAUGGUCCUAUUCAUGGCGGGCCGAGAGAGCUUCAAACCACGUUUCUCCCUCCGUUCCGCCGAGCGCUGCAGGAGACCGGAGCUUUCACAGUGAUGAGCGCAUAUAACUCGUACGAUGGCAUUCCGUCCGUGAGCAACAAUUACCUGCUCAGUGAGUGGGGCUUCCAAUACUUUACCACUUCUGAUGACGGGGGUCCGGACCGACUCUGUCAUACUUUUAAGAUGUGCAGGAGCGACCCAAUAGACAAGGAAGCAGUGACCAUGAUGGUCCUGCCAGCUGGCGGGGAUACGGAAUACAGCGGAACAUUCAGCUUCGAUACAAUUCCUAACCUCGUUUCUCAAGGGACCUUGUCCGUACCAAUCGUCGACGAGGCAGUCCGACGAGUGCUUCGAGCUAAAUUCGAUAUGGGCUUGUUUGAAGAUUCAUUCCCCGCCGCACCGCCGACGGAUUGGCCGUCACUCAUUCACACGCCCGAGGCGCUGGAUCUUGCCACGGAGAUGGAUCGGGAGUCGAUUGUUCUUCUCCAUAACCGGGAGAGUAUCCUGCCUUUGCCUCAGAAGCCUCAGAGAGUAGCAGUCCUCGGGCCUUUCGCCGACAUGAUGAACUAUGGGGACUACACCGCGUACCGACCAGACGGCAUGACCCCCAAGCAAGGAAUCCAAUCCUUAGCCACCAAAUACGGCGGCGAGGCUCUGUACGCUCUGGGAUGCGAAGCCUGGAGCAACUACGAGUCGCACAUCGCCGAAGCAGUGAGCCAGGCACAGGCCGCCGACGUGGCCAUCGUGAUCGUAGGCACAUGGGCGCGAGACCUCCAGGGCUCAGACGAAGGCCUCAACGCGACGACCGGAGAAGGCUACGACACAAGUGACCUGCGGCUUGUAGGCGCCCAAUGCGCUCUCAUACAACAAGUCAUAGCCACCGGAAAGCCGACCGUCGUGGUUUUCUCUUCUGGGAAACCCAUCACCGAGCCCUGGCUUUCCGCCAACGGAACGGCGGCAGCCCUAAUUCAGCAAUUCUACUCCUCCCAGAACGGCGGCCUCGCGCUGGCCGAUGUGCUAUUCGGCCACCACAACCCCAGCGGACGCCUGCCCAUCAGCUUUCCGCGCGACGUGGGCAGCCUGCCCGUGUACUACGACUACCUGAACUCCGGACGCCAGGUUCGAAAGCCCGGUGCGCGGUAUGCCAAUGGAACUCUGGACUUCGGCCGCGAGUAUGUGCUCGAUACGCCGGAUGUGUGGUUCGGGUUCGGGCACGGGGAGAGUUACUCGACGUUCGAGUAUAGUGAUGUUCAAGUAGUCCCAAAGAUUCUUCGGGCGUCGGAUAAUGUUACUGUUACGGUGAAUGUAAAGAAUACCAGCGAUCGGGACGGGAAAGAGGUCGUGCAGCUCUAUGUGGUGGAUCCGGUUUCUUCGGUUGUCACGCCAAAUAAGCAGCUCAAGGGGUUUCAGAAGGUCUUUAUCCGGGCUGGUGAAACAGCUACAGUCAGUUUGGAGGUUCGUGUUAGCAGUCUUGGACUGUGGGACGCGGGGAUGCGAUACGUGGUCGAGCCCGGUGAAUUUAUUGCACAUGUGGGUCGCAGCUCGACGGAUUUGAGGGGCAAUGUGUCUUUCUUCGUCGUCUGA